AUGUUAACCGUUUGCUUGCUUGUUUUCUUGCAGUACGGCAACUCUGGAGGACCACUAGUCAAUCUGGAUGGGGAGGUGAUCGGCAUCAACACUCUGAAGGUCACAGCAGGAAUCUCCUUUGCCAUCCCCUCGGACAAGAUCAGACAGUUCCUGUCACGCGACAGACAAGCUAAAGGUAAAACACCACAGAAGAAGAAAUACAUCGGCGUCAGAAUGAUGAGUCUCACUUCAUUGUACGUCCCAGCUUCCCUCACCUCUACUUCUGACAUCCACAGAAAAAUCAUCUAAACUGCAUUUAAACAGGAUUAAAUA
Messenger RNA from Pelmatolapia mariae (spotted tilapia), 312 nucleotides. RefSeq names its product serine protease HTRA1B-like. Gene Ontology annotation, molecular function: serine-type endopeptidase activity. NCBI's taxonomy places the organism in Eukaryota, Metazoa, Chordata, Actinopteri, Cichliformes, Cichlidae. The transcript is spliced from 3 exons. Gene Ontology annotation, biological process: positive regulation of apoptotic process; programmed cell death; proteolysis. Bases 1 to 288 code for a protein of 95 amino acids. The record is from RefSeq and is a predicted model, not a curated record.